AUGGGCCACCCUGAAGCCAACACCAAUCCAGGGGUCGAGAUCUCUACUCCCGUCAUCCCAAGAGAACCAGACUUGGAGCGAAACUCAGAAAAGAUCGAAAACGUAGAAAUAGUGACGGAGGUCGGUGAGCACAAUGGAGUGGAAAAUACUGAACCAACAUUGAAAAAGUCGCUUUCCUUUAAACUAGCCUUCAUAGGGCUUGCGGCAAUCCUUUUUGUUUUUCAGCUAGAUGCGACCUGUCUGGGCAUUGCCCUUCCAACUGUAGCUGGUGAGUUAAAGGGCUCGAGUUUGCAAUCAUUCUGGGCGAACCUGGCUUACACCUUAUGUGGUCUGGUCAUGCAACCGGUUUGGGCCGGUAUAUCUGACGCGUUCGGUCGAAAGCCGCCUCUCUACGUGUGCAUGGCAUUAUUCCUUAUCGGUUCCAUCAUUUUUGCCCUUGCGCAAAAUAUGAACACCGUCAUUGCCGCACGGGUCCUCCAGGGCUUCGGCGGCGGGGGAAUUGACGUUUUAACCCAGGUGAUUCUCGCCGAUAUGACGACGUUAGAGGAACGUUCGAAAUAUCUCGGCUUGAUGGCCAUUCCUUCAGCCGUUGGAAACAUUAUGGGACCUAGCGUUGGUGGCCUUUUUACUACGUAUGCUACUUGGAGAUGGAUUGGAUGGAUCAAUCUGCCGUUCCUAGGAGUAGGGACGCCUUUAGUGUUCUUCUUCCUUAAACUUCGGCCCGUCCCGCUCGAUGCAACGCUUGCCAAGAACUUAAGGCGCAUUGACUGGAUCGGUAUAACGCUUGUCAUUAUUGGAAUCACGAUUUUUGUUAUACCAAUCAGUUGGGCGGGUUCUUUAUUUCCAUGGGCUUCCUGGCAGACCCUCCUCCCAAUGCUCUUAGGGGUCGCGGUGCUCGUCGCUUUUGCCUUCUAUGAGGCGAAGCCCGCGGCACCCAUUGUUCCUCAUCGACUCUUCCACUCAAAGACCGGGAAUAUGGCACUGCUAGGGGGCUUCAUCCAUGGAAUGGUUCUGGUCUCCUUAUUACAGUACUUACCCUUACUUUACCAAUCCGUAGAGCUCGAAACCGCAAUCUCAGCUGCAGUCUCACUAUUGCCUACGUCUAUUAUCAGCGUAGUGUUCGCAGUCGUCGCAAUGAUGAUGGUCCCAUUAUUCGGAGGAUAUGUAUGGCUUCUACGGCUUUCAUGGGUCAUCCUUACACUAGGAACUGGCUUGCUGGCCCUCUUCGAUGUUGGGUCCUCAUCAUCCAUGUGUUACGGGCUUCCUAUUCUUUGGGGGCAAGGCGUUGCGCUACUACGUCUCAAUAUCCUUCCUAUGCAAGCGAGCGUGAAGAAUGUUGACGAUACAGGCGUAGCUAUUGGGUCAUUCCUCUCUAUUCGCAUGUUUGGAGGUCUUAUUGGACUUACUAUUUCCUCGACAAUCUUCAGCAAUGUUUUCUCGAUGUCCAUCUUUAACAGCGCAAUCCAGUUAACGGGAGGGUUAGCACCUCUUAAAGACGCCUCAAAUGCAGUGAACUUCAUUGAAAACUUGAGAUCACUAGAUAUUUCUCUUACAACACUGAAUCAGGUCUUGGGGGUCUAUCUGAACUGCUUCCGGACAAUAUUUUAUACGAUGACCGGUCUGAGUGCAUUGGGUUUGAUAACUUCGAUGUUUCUAGAUGAGAUUGAUCUUAAAGGGCGAGAUCUUGGGAACCAGCGUUUUGAGGAAUAG
This is a messenger RNA of Daldinia childiae, 1710 nucleotides long. Its product is annotated as putative transporter C3H1.06c. Gene Ontology annotation, biological process: transmembrane transport. The record is from RefSeq and is a predicted model, not a curated record. Bases 1 to 1710 code for a protein of 569 amino acids. Lineage: Eukaryota; Fungi; Ascomycota; Sordariomycetes; Xylariales; Hypoxylaceae. The transcript has 2 exons. Gene Ontology annotation, molecular function: transmembrane transporter activity.